AAACGCUCAGCGGCCGUGGGCUAUGAUUGGCUAAAAACGUGACAAUCCUAAACGCAGAAGGCUGGUCUGUAGUUGUGGUGUGUGGAGUAUUUCGGUGAGAAGGCUGGUUGCUGGCAGCAGGCUGGCUGGAUGUCUGGUAUCAGAACGCUCCUGGGACUCGGGGUGUUGGUGACGACUCGCUGUGCACGAGGAGGCGGGGCUUAUGCCAGGAGUGGGGCGUGCCCUGCAUCCCGUGGGUGGAGCCAGUUGAACUGGGCGUGUCCUAAAGCUGGUAUCUCCACAAUGGAAACGACAAAACAACUUAAAUACCUCAGUCAGGAGGAAGCUCAGCACAUUGAUGAGGAGCUCUUCACUGAGUACCGCUUCAGUGUGGAUCAGCUGAUGGAGCUGGCCGGGCUGAGCUGUGCUGUUGCCAUUGCGAAGGGUUACCCCGCGGCCUCCUUCCCCAGACAGAGCCCCACGGUGCUGGUUCUGUGCGGCCCGGGGAACAACGGUGGGGACGGGCUGGUGUGCGCGCGGCACCUCAAACUCCUCGGCUACGAGCCCACCAUCGUGUACCCGAAACGCCCCAACAAGCCCCUGUUUGAGAACCUGACCACCCAGUGUGAGAAAAUGGGCAUUCCCUUCCUGCCUGAGCUUCCAACAGAGCCUGAGCUUAUCGACCAGGCCUACAACCUGGUGAUCGACGCCAUCUUCGGCUUCAGCUUCAAGGGGACGGUGCGGGAGCCCUUCGGCACUAUCCUGAGCACCCUGAAGAGGGCGACGGUGCCCAUCGCCAGCAUCGACAUCCCCUCAGGCUGGGAUGUGGAAGCAGGGAGCCCCGACGGGCUGCAGCCAGACAUGCUCAUCUCUCUCACUGCACCCAAGAAAGCUGCUCUGCUCUUCCGAGGACGCUACCACUACCUGGGGGGGCGCUUCGUCCCUGCUGCCCUGGAGCGCAAGUACCAGCUGAACCUGCCCCCCUACCCCGGCACAGAGUGCGUGCAGCGGCUGCUGUAGAGCAAGCACAGCCCCUGGGCUCGCACAGCUUCAUGACAAAGUGAACAGUGAGGUUUGCUGUAACUGACCCAUUGCGGGGGAUGGUAAUAUAAUAUUAAUUGAAUACGUUACUGCAGUCUUGACGCAGAGUGCUAGCACUAGGAAUUCUACAAACUUCAGUUAUUAAACACUUUUGUAGUUA
This is a messenger RNA of Polyodon spathula (Mississippi paddlefish), 1180 nucleotides long. RefSeq names its product NAD(P)HX epimerase (gene naxe). The record is from RefSeq and is a predicted model, not a curated record. NCBI's taxonomy places the organism in Eukaryota, Metazoa, Chordata, Actinopteri, Acipenseriformes, Polyodontidae. Gene Ontology annotation, cellular component: mitochondrion. Gene Ontology annotation, molecular function: NAD(P)HX epimerase activity. The transcript is spliced from 7 exons. Bases 130 to 999 code for a protein of 289 amino acids.